AUGCCUUCCAACCCAUAUAAGACAUCUGCUAGUCACUUGAAGAGCGCCAAGAGAUGGGUACGUGCUGUUCGCAAGAAUGCCGAGCUUGGGACGGUAUCCAAAACUGAGAUGAUCGUGGUCCAUUCUCUGGUUCGCAGACAUCUACGUGUCCUGAUGUGUCGGGAGUCGCACUUGUCUCCGAUCCCCAUGUCUCUCUCGGCAGAAGAGGAAAGCGCUUUCACCAACCGCUUCCCUGAUGGCGAUCCUCUUCCCCAUGCCAAUUCCGUUUCUUUGAUCUCUGUUACGGACUUUGUACAUACUGGUCCCCACAUGAAAAAAGGAGAUUUCUGGGAAGUUGAAAUGGACCUCAAGCGUUUUGGCCUUCGCCGAUUUUCUUUCAACUGGGAGGCCGGCUUUGACAAUCGCGCCAACAAGCUGGCUGGUGAACUCUUUUGGACCUCGUUUUAUCGUGCGAUCAAGUCACGCUCCUACAAGUAUAUAAUUACUCCGCACGUUCUCACCCGAGAGAUUGUCUAUCCAGUAUUUAUUAUCGAGUUCAACCACCUACGCUCAAAGUAUAAAACUCAGUGCAGUAGUUUGGAGGUUCUGCAAUUUCAUUCCAUGGUAAAUGCAAAGGAAAUGGUUUGUAAAGAAUACUCGGAGUGUUUGAUCAAGGAAGGCGUGAACGAAGUGUUUAUAUCAAUCUUUCAGCCCAGAAAUUUUAUGAUUAUGGGUAACGAGUCUGAAGUCAUGAUCAAAGCUGGCAAUGCGGUUAUCAAGGAGAUACAUGUGGAAAUCCCGCGACGGUGGUCGGAAAAGACUAUUCGGUUCAUGGAAGUGAUUGAACAGCGUGUACAAUUUCAUUCCAAAUCUCGCUACAUCUUUCCAGGGUCUAUUCGCCCGAUUCGAAAAUAUGUAAAAUCCAACUCGUUUGACUAUGGGUUUGUACCCCGUCACCUUCCGGCCGAUCUCUAUAGCGACGAUUACCACGAGAACUUACUUCCCAACGAAUUCUGGGAGCUCAAAGUGAAACCGGCUGCAUUACCCAGCAUUGAGGAGAUGGAAUCCAUAUUCCCUGUGGCAGAAGCUCAACUCGUACAUCAUCUAUCUGACAAGGCCGUAAACGAGUAUUAUUCAAGUGACGACAAUAUCUCUGAAGAUGAACAUGUUGAAUCCGAAGAUGAAGAUAUGUCUGGUAACACCGAGGACAAUAUCUCCGAGCUCAAACGCGUCAAGGGUGUAUUUCAAAAUGAACUGUCAAAUUUAAAGGAUGAUCUACUUGUAUGCAAGACAACAUUCACUUCGUUCAAAGAUGGUAUAUCUGACAUGAUGCCAGUGUGCUUGGCUGAAUUAAACAAGGCAAAAGAUGAUAUUGCAACUCUUCACGAAAAGUUAAAUGAGAUACAAGGAAAAUUGAAUUCGAGUGAGGGGGUCUCGUCAUCAGGAGGAAACAAAGACUGA
Melampsora larici-populina 98AG31 is the source of this 1440-nucleotide messenger RNA. RefSeq lists its product as uncharacterized. Bases 1 to 1440 code for a protein of 479 amino acids. The transcript has 3 exons. Lineage: Eukaryota; Fungi; Basidiomycota; Pucciniomycetes; Pucciniales; Melampsoraceae. The record is from RefSeq and is a predicted model, not a curated record.